AAAACAACGCGAAGCGGACAACUAAGUGAGUAUUCUCUAUUUAAUUGAAAUAAAGUGACAAAAUAGUACACAUUAUAUCCAAAUAAAAAUACUUAUAGUGCUCUCCAAGCCCUCGCAUAAAUUGGUAUAAAAUAAACCAAACAAUAUGAAAGACUUAUCGUUUUCUCGGCUCUUUUUUUCGUAGAGCAAUUUUGGCUUUGUUUGUAAAGAAUUUUCAGGCUGUAACCGGUUUUGUGGCUCUCUUGUUGGCAAACAAUAAAAAGAAUCUUAAAGAGAGCCUGAAAUAGCAACGCUAGUUAAAACAUAAACAAAAAACUGGCAAUAACAAAAUAUCGAGAUCCAUAGGGGGAAAUGUGAACACGUGAUUAACAAUUGUUGGAAUUCGCUGAGAAAAUAUUUUCAAAGACAAUUAUGAGUCUGCCACAGCUAAUCGAUGACUUGCAGCGACUUUCCGAGGACCAGGAUAGCGCCGAUCUGGUUUUCAUCUGCGGUCGAGAUGAGCGCAUCAUCUAUGCCCACAGGCUGAUGCUGAUGGCGCGUUGCAUGAGCUUCAAGACGGCCAAGCGUGGCGAGGUCUGCCGCAUUCCCGGAUGCACCGUGUCACCAGCUGCACCUGGAGCCCCCACGCCCACAACUAUACGUCUGCCACAUGUUAAUCCUGAUCUCUUCCGGCAAUUCAUCCUGUAUGUCUACACAGCAAAGUUGGUUCUCCAAGAUUCGCAGGUCUUUCAAAUGAUGAUGAUGGCCCAAGACAUGGGCGUCAUAGAACUGCGCACCGCUUGCGAGGAUCAUGUUAUCUCUACACUCUCUGUGGACAAUGCCUGCACCUUUCUGACCGCAGUAAUGGAUAUCCAUGAGAAAGCAGGGGCCAAGUGCGCGGCAUCCUUCAUGGAGCGGUGCAUUAUUUUCAUAGGGGAGAAUGCCGGAGAGUGCGUCAAGACAAAUGCUUUCCUAACGCUCACCAAGGAAGCCAUCAUCAAGAUCAUCGCCUCCGACUAUUUUUGCUUAGAGGAGGAGGAAGUUUGGCGAUGCGUUUUGGCCUGGGCCAAGUAUCAGGCUGGCGUUACCCAACCGACUGCCCAUUGGACAGAGGAGGAACGUGGACGUGUCUGCCAGCACUUGAGUGGCGUCAUGGGCCAUGUGCGACUGCUGCUGAUAGACAGCCAAGUCUUUGCCGAGGAAGUGGAGCCCACUGGGGCCGUGCCAAUGGAACUGUCCCUCGAACGCUAUCGCUAUGCCGCCCUGCAUGCCAACAAAAUGAUGGAAAACGAUAAGCGGCUGCAGCCUCGCCUCACCGUAGCCGUCAACAUGUUCCCCGGUUCGCAAAUACUUCGCAACGACAAACUGCCACUGCAGAGCAUCCUCAAUGGUUGGUAUGGGGUGCCCAAACAAUCCUGGCGUCUGGUCUAUCGUGCCUCCAGCCACGGCUAUGACUCGAGUGCCUUUCAUCGGUACUGCGACGGGGUCAGCCACUGCAUGGUCAUUGGACUGGGGGCACAUGGAGAGAUUAGCGGAGGCUUCACUGACGUAGCGUGGGCCAAAACAAGUCGUAAAGGUGGAUAUGUGCACUCGGAGAGGGCCUUUCUCUUUGUGCUGAAUCCGUCGAAUGCAGAUCAGCCGUCCAAAUUUGAUAUUGUUAAGAAACCCUAUGCCAUCUGCUAUCAUCCAGAUUGUGGUCCCAUUUUUGGAGCUGGUGCCGAUCUGCUCAUCUCUAGCAAUUGCAAUGUCAACAUGGACUCGUACUCAAAUCUUCCGCAUUCCUACGACGGGCCCAAUGCCGCUCACCUCACGCUCUUUGGGGACUACAACUUCACGAUCACCGACUAUGAGGUGUACACCGUGGCCUCGCCAGGAAGUGGUGUCAGCUGCGGACCCAGUCACAGCCAGAGCCAGAACUUGUCGAGCAAUGGCCAGGCCCCAGGUGUGCCCUCAAAGGCAAAGUUCGAUAGAUACUAGUAGGGAGCGCACAAACGAAUCAAAAGCAGAGACAAAACUUGUAGUUGCAUCAGCUAUGCUUGCUGGCAAUAAAACUAUUUCCUCGAACACA
Messenger RNA from Drosophila obscura, 2047 nucleotides. RefSeq names its product BTB/POZ domain-containing protein 9. Gene Ontology annotation, molecular function: protein binding. The transcript is spliced from 6 exons. Lineage: Eukaryota; Metazoa; Arthropoda; Insecta; Diptera; Drosophilidae. Bases 412 to 1956 code for a protein of 514 amino acids. The record is from RefSeq and is a predicted model, not a curated record.